Messenger RNA from Hepatospora eriocheir, 774 nucleotides. NCBI's taxonomy places the organism in Eukaryota, Fungi, Microsporidia, Hepatosporidae. The record is from the annotation of a GenBank genome assembly.
AUGAGUUUAAAAGACAAAAAAGAAUUAGAUAUUCCUAAAGAUUAUAAUUUAAUGCUAGCAUGGUUUGAAAACAACAAAAAGUUAGUUUUAGAUUGUCCAUCAAUUAUGAAAGAAAUACUUUUUAACUUAAAUCAGUUAUUGAGUGAUGUACACUCAACAACUGAGUUUAAAAAUGACAUUAGAGUUGUAAUAAAAACAAUAAAAACUGAAUAUGAGUCAAUGUUUAAAAAAUUCAAUCCAUCACUUACCAACGAGAAGAUAUUUGACAUAAUAAACAGACAUGAGUUUGAUACAUUUUUUGAGUUUUGUAAAAGGCGUGAAUCGAAAUGUUUAUUUGCUGAUAUACUAAAUAUAGGAUUUCAAGGAAUUGAAAGAAAGCGACAAGAAAAAGAACGAGUUGAUGAGGCACUUGAAAAAGCUGAGGCCAACACUCUCAAAAAUAUCGAUAAACAACAUGAACAAGAAGCCAUGAAAGAAAUAGAAAAAAUUGAUUUAAUAUUAAAACAAAAUCAAAAAAUAGAAUAUUUUAAGCUUAUUAUUGAUCCAAAAUCAUUUUCUAAAACAAUUUAUAACGCAUUUAAUUUGUCACUGGCAACAAGAUUAAAAAAGGCUGAGUUUAAAAUGAUUGAGAAGACACUUUAUGUUUGUGUCUGUAAAAACAUUAAAAGUAUCAAAAACAACGAAGAGUAUAUUCACAGUAUUUUAUCUCUUGAUUAUAAAAAAUAUUUGAAAUUAAUCGAAGAAAUGAAUUUAAUAGAAAGUGUUAUUCAGUAA